UUUGGUUCUCCAUUUUUGUUUUCUUCUAUUUCGCUGAACUUGCCUGAACGGCGCAUUGUUGAUUCUCUUAUCAUUUUUUUUUCUUUUUCAUUUCCCUCAGGAAUCGGGAGGAAUCAGGAUUCACAUGUUAACUACAAUAUGGCCUCUGCAAAUGGAAUAGGACGUAUUCAAGGAAAGCAGCCAUUAUUUUCUUUUGGUGUUAUUGCCGACGUUCAGUAUGCUGAUAUUCCCGAUGGUCGAUCAUUCCUCGGUACUCCCCGUUAUUAUCGACAUAGUAUUCUCGUCCUGAAAAGGGCAGUUCAAAGCUGGAACAACCAACAAAGGCUUAAAUUCGUCCUAAAUUUUGGAGAUAUUGUUGAUGGAUUUUGCCCCAAGGACCAAUCUCUCAACUCUAUAAAGAAAGUAGUUAGUGAAUUUGAUAACUUUAAUGGUCAGGUUUAUCAUAUGAUUGGAAACCACUGCCUCUACAAUCUCCCACGUAAAGAAUUGGUUCCAUUGUUGAAGAUUCCAAGACUUGAGGGAGGUCAUGCUUAUUACGACUUUUCGCCUACUCCAGAUUUCAGAUUCGUCGUACUCGAUGGCUACGAUAUAAGCGCUAUCGGUUGGCCUAAGGGUCAUCCUAAUUCAGUAGAAGCUCUCAAGAUUCUAUCCCAAAAGAACCCAAAUGCAGACAAGAACAGCCCCUCAGGAUUGACUGGUUUAGAAAGAAGAUACCUUAUGUUCAAUGGAGGAGUUGGUAAAGAACAGUUGAAAUGGUUAGAUAGUAUACUUCAGGAAGCCACAAAUUUAAAGCAAAAAGUGAUUGUUUGCUGUCAUUUGCCUCUUGAUCCUGGGGCGACAUCUUUUGCAGCACUUUUAUGGAACUACGACGAAGUAAUGGACCUGAUACACAGCUACAAUUGUGUCAAAGUUUGCCUAGCUGGGCACAAUCAUAAGGGUGGAUAUGCCAUUGAUUCCCAUGGAAUACACCAUAGAGUUCUUGAAGCUGCCCUCGAAUGCCCCCCCGGCACCGAUGCGUUCGGGUACAUUGAUGUGUUUAGUGAUGGUCUAUAUCUUACUGCUACAGAUCGGAUGAGUAGCUCGAAAAUGCUUUUCGAUUCCGCUUGUGACUGUGAGAAUGGCUACAUUACAACUUCUACAUUAUAGAACAUUUACAACAUUUACAGUGUAUGUAUUUCAUGGUCAUUAGUAUGUAGCGAUUUCAAAAGGGAAAACUAUUAAAUUUUAAUAUAGAUUCCCUUGUAGAUAGGGCUGAGGAGCCGUUGGAUUCUUUUCCCUGCUGUCAAAGAUCAGGUGGAACAAGAAAAUGAAGAACUUUUUCAUAA
Messenger RNA from Cucurbita pepo subsp. pepo (vegetable marrow), 1325 nucleotides. Its product is annotated as manganese-dependent ADP-ribose/CDP-alcohol diphosphatase. Gene Ontology annotation, molecular function: 2',3'-cyclic-nucleotide 2'-phosphodiesterase activity; CDP-glycerol diphosphatase activity; manganese ion binding. The record is from RefSeq and is a predicted model, not a curated record. Lineage: Eukaryota; Viridiplantae; Streptophyta; Magnoliopsida; Cucurbitales; Cucurbitaceae.